Molecule: messenger RNA, 540 nt
Organism: Daldinia loculata
Lineage: Eukaryota; Fungi; Ascomycota; Sordariomycetes; Xylariales; Hypoxylaceae
Exons: 1
Coding region: 1-540 (179 amino acids)
Source: RefSeq, a predicted model, not a curated record
AUGCAAACUCUGUUCACCUUGCUUGUCUUGGUAAUAGGGUCUUUAGGCUUGGAAAUCCCCUCUGGCGAGACUAUUGGUUUCGAAUUGGGGAUUGGAACGCUCACAGGUCUAGGAUCCGUGAAGUUUGAGCCUGAUUACUGCUUUCCGACUGUCGGAAAGGCCAGCCAAACCAGCAUCAAUCAUGAAUCCGUGAGCACCAUACGCGAUACCCUAAAUACUGCUACUCUCGCGUCGGUGCCGGCCACCGGAUCGACCAGGACACUAACUCAAACAGUCAUUAAAACUAUCAUCGAAACUGUUCUGACUACGGUUUCCCCCAAGUCUAGCCCUACUAUACCUAGUAUACUUAUCACUGCUUCACUCAGGACAGGCACUGAAGGUGGAAUAGGCAAUGGUACUGUCUCAUUUUCAUUCGGCUCGCCGCCAAUCCCAACGUAUGAUACUACACUAGCUAUCUCAGGGGCUCGAGAAUUAUCGAUACAGCAGGGCUGGUACCCUUUUACCAUAAUGGUGGCUUGUUUCUGCUUUUUAUGGCCCUAA